Messenger RNA from Acinonyx jubatus (cheetah), 6562 nucleotides. It is a transcript of the gene MARCHF3, whose product is annotated as membrane associated ring-CH-type finger 3. Gene Ontology annotation, biological process: protein ubiquitination. Lineage: Eukaryota; Metazoa; Chordata; Mammalia; Carnivora; Felidae. The record is from RefSeq and is a predicted model, not a curated record. Gene Ontology annotation, molecular function: zinc ion binding; ubiquitin-protein transferase activity. Bases 372 to 1133 code for a protein of 253 amino acids. The transcript is spliced from 6 exons.
AUUCGCUAAGCUGGUCCACGAAUUGUCAACGCGUUCGGGCGGCUGCUGAGCCGGGGCGCCCGCCGGGCUUGUCGUGCUCCCUCGGAGGUGCCUUCCCGAACCAGUGUGCCGGGUCCGCUAGGGCCAGAACGGUCGCCGGUUCGGGGCAACUUGGGAUUCAGGACCCUCUGCAGGGGCGUCGGUUUGUGAUCGGGACUCGGCGAGGAGGAUGGGCAAAUUGAUGUGCAGGGAAGUCAAGUAACUUAUCCAAAACCGAGCCCUGGUAACUGGUGGCAAGAGCCAGUAUUCAAAACCGUGUGCCUGAUUCCUAAGCUCAUGGAAAUCUUGCAUGAACGUGGAAGCCAUUAGCAGAGUAAUUGCUGUCUGUUACCAUGACAACCAGCCGCUGCAGUCACCUGCCGGAAGUGCUGCCAGACUGCACCAGCUCGGCUGCGCCCGUGGUGAAGACCGUGGACGACUGUGGCAGCCUCGUGAAUGGGCAGCCGCAGUAUGUCAUGCAAGUUUCGGCCAAGGACGGGCAGCUGCUGUCAACAGUAGUGCGGACUCUUGCCACCCAGAGCCCCUUCAAUGACCGGCCGAUGUGCAGAAUCUGCCACGAGGGCAGCAGCCAAGAGGACUUGCUCUCUCCCUGCGAAUGCACAGGGACCUUGGGGACAAUUCAUCGGAGCUGCCUGGAGCACUGGCUGUCAUCCUCAAACACCAGCUACUGUGAACUCUGCCACUUCAAGUUUGCAGUCGAGCGCAAACCCAGGCCGUUAGUGGAGUGGCUCAGAAACCCAGGUCCCCAGCAUGAGAAGCGGACUCUGUUUGGAGACAUGGUGUGCUUCUUGUUCAUAACUCCACUGGCCACCAUCUCGGGCUGGCUCUGCCUGCGGGGCGCUGUGGACCACCUGCACUUUAGCAGUCGGCUGGAGGCUGUCGGACUGAUUGCACUCACUGUCGCACUCUUCACUAUUUACCUCUUUUGGACACUAGUGUCAUUUCGAUACCACUGUCGAUUGUACAACGAAUGGCGUCGGACCAAUCAGAGAGUGAUUCUCCUCAUUCCAAAGUCUGUCAGCGUACCUUCUAACCAGCAGUCCCUGCUGGGCCCCCAUUCUGUCAAGAGGAACUCAAAGGAGACCAUUGUUUGAGGCUUGUGUGGUUGGUCGGUUGGCUCGUUGUUUGGGGUUUUGGAAGUCUCCGCACGGGGGCCAUGCACUGAGCCACGCCCGAACCCCUCCUUAAGCUGUGGGUCUCAGAACACCCUGAGCCUUGUGAGCACAUCGCCCCAGCAACGGACUCAGCCGGAAGAGAGCAGAUGCUGUUUGACUUCAAAUCAUGGAUGCUGCAAUCACGUGAUACUUGCUCAGCUGCCAAACAUGCUUAUUUAGCAGAUACUUUGUGGGAUUUUCUGAACACCUCUUUAACAUAUGAGGAAGGUUGUCCUGCUAAAGAUGCAAUUCAAUGCUUCCUUUUUUAUUACUAUUUCAAAUAUAUAUAUAUAUAUAUAUAUAUAUAUGUAUAUAUAUUAAAGUCAGAUGAUAAUUACAGUCGAAAAAGCCAACGUUACAACUGGUUUCUUGGUUUGGAUGAGUUUGGUUUGGGUUAGUUUAUGCGUUUCCCAGUUUCUACUGUAGAUUCUUUGGGGGUAAUUUGAUAACUUGAGUGGUCUUUUUCAUUGCCUUCUUCUCUCUCACUCAAGGGGACAGCAUAAUGGCUACAGAACAAGGCCUAUUUGGAGGAUGUUUUGUACUAAACUUCAUUUAUUCCGUUUUUAAAGGGGAAAAAAAGGUGUGGCAACUCUCCCUACAGUGAACUGUUUAUUUAAAUUUCAUUAAGGAGGGAAAGAAAAUUACGGCGAGAAGCAGGCUCCUUUCGAAUUGUUUGAUACUGCCAGCUGAUAAAAGCUAUUUUCUAAUAAUAAAUAUCCAGUGUGUGAAAGACAAACCCCGCUGAUUGCAGCAUUCUUUUUUUUUAAUUAUAAAACCUGUGAAGUUUCCCCAAAGUAGGUUUUAAAAAGAAAAGAAAAAAAAAAAGACAAGCAAAAAGGUUGGUGUUCUUACUCCCAUCUCGUUUAGUGCAUGUCUUAAUUCUGCCUUCACAAGGAACUGGUGGAUCAUUAGACAUUUCUAGGAACCCUGGACCUGUUUUGCAUAUCAAUUAGCAUUCCCAUUGCUCUAUUGAAUUUCUAGCUUGACAGGUAGACGUGGCAAAAAACCUGUCCUAGCAGCUUAUGGCCCCUUUGUCUGAUUUUUUUAAAAAACGCAUCCCACACAGUGCCUUCCCCCAACCAUGAGCCAAUUCAGUCACAGGCUGAAACAGACCUUUGCUAAGGACUUCCUGUCCCUGUUUUAUCCACCACUGUGUAAAGGCUCUAAACUGCACCCUGCAUUUGUAGCCACUGAAACCACGGGGCACAUGUGUCGUCUGAGGAAAGCCCUUGCUGGCGCUGGCUCCCCAUCCGCCUGCCUGCCGCCUACCCACACGCCCAGGAGGAGAAGGCGGAGCCCAGCGUUGGGGAAUGCUUAAAAUAUGGAUUUCUAGAACAUGACCCACAUUCUGAAUAUCGCUCCAGCUUCUGCCUUAUGCUCCCCAAGUGGGAGAGCGGAAAAGUGCAAAGGAACAGGAGGCCAGGAGGGGAACGAUUUUUCUGUGCAGAUCGAUCAAGCGGAUGCAGGUGUCACCUUUGUCUGCCGAGCCCCCCAACCUCCCGUUCACAGACUGCUCCCCGAGCUGCCUGGGGAGGGAAACAGCUGUACCGCUCUCCGCUGCAAAACUCAGAUGUGCUUUAUGGCUGAUGACAAUAGAUUUCCUCCCCACCACGCUCCCCUUCGACACUCCGUUCCAGUAAUCUACGCCUCAGCCCUUCUGUUUGUUCGGCCCUGCUCACCCCUCCAGGCUGUCAUUAGCUGCACCGCCAUCAACCGUUUCUUAAUUGACCUUUUUAAAAUGCUGGACACCACUGGCUGCAUGCAGCUGUCACACAUUAAAUUUCCAGAGCCAAGAGUCCAACUUGGUAGCUUGUGAACUACAGCCCUGUAAUAGAUUGGAUAAAUAACAUCCACCCAGCCCUGGUCCCUGAGCUGUCAGGUUAACCAGCGACACCUCUCAGUUGAAUGGCACAAGCAGUCAUGAGAGGACCAGCCCCUUUCUCCUCCCGGCUCCUUCCGUGAAUUAAGGAAGUGAGAGACUCCUGGGAUCAUUUCCUGUUGAGGUUGGCUGCAGGGAGUCCCUGCCAUCUUGGUUCAUGAGAUGAGAUACAGUGACUCAAAAUAUCAAAGGCAGACAGGUGCCCAGCAGUUCGCUGAGGCCCCUGCACUGGGAAGGUUGGCACGUUGGUACUGGGUCUGUGCUACACGUCUUUCCCCCAUACUUGCAUCCCCACCCGGGUAAAUAAAGCCGAGUCCAAACACAAGGAGUAGAUUGCUUGCAGGGUGGUGGGCAGGACACUCUGGGAGCCCAGAGUAGCAUCAGUGCCUUGCUUCCUGGGCCAGCAGCUUGGGUCCUCCUCAGGAGACAGACCCUGAGCUCUAGCAGCCCAGCACCCAUCUGAGAUCCUCAAAGUUCUUGAUCCACUCUUGGCCCUUUAUGACAUCAUUCAAGGUUAGAGAGCAUAAGGAACUGCAGCACGUGCACAAGGCACCAGCCAAGAGGCCAGGGACAGGUGGGGACUGCCGUCCAGGCUCUGUGUCUGUCACCAAGCCAAGUUGCACCUGCCUGGAAGAAGGGGCACAGAGGUGUUGCACUGGUCACUGCCAGCCUUGACCUCUUGCUUUGAUUCUUUCUUUUUGAAAAGUCAAGAAUGAAGCAGGGGGAAGAAUGAGGAGGGGCAAGUAAAGGAUCCUGGGGAUUCACAGCUUCCCUUCCUUCAACUUCUUCAACAGCCCUCUCUUCUCCCUCUUUGCUGUACCCUGUCCUAAUCAUAUGUCUUAAGGAUAUAGGGUAGAGACAAAUGUGUGUCACAGUGAAGCCAGAGGGGAAAGGGACAGCUGAGACAAAUCCAGUGCAUUCUUGCCUGCCCCAGGUGUGUGUGUGUGUGUGUGUGUGUGUGUGUACAUGCUUCUGCAUGUUCACAUCUGGGGAAUACAGAGAACAUGGAAUGUUCACACAAAUUCUACAGCUCAGACUACUGAGCAGAAGCUCAGACGAGCUAGAAAAUCCAAUGGAGGGAAAAAAUAAAUGACAUGACUUAGAAGUUACUUGUAUUUGUCUUCCGUGGCCUGGUCUCCCUUUCCUGUGCCACAGUGCCAUGGACUAUCACUUACAGCUGGACUGAAGCCACAGUUACUUCAUCUUUAGUGAAAGUGACUCAUCUGAGGGCGUAGAGGAGCCACGGAGAAAAGGAAAGAGAAAAAGCAGCCUGCUGAUCUGUACUUGGGCCACUGGCCAGCUGGAGGCUCCACUUUCUCCCCAGGCAAAAACUUCGUCCUCAGUCUCUCUCACCAGGGAGAAUCCCAAGGCAGAAAGAAUCUGAGGACAAAAGAUACCUGGGAAAGGAAAUUGGCACAUGCUUCCUUUCCUCCUUGAUUUAUAAUGUUCCCAGAAGCUACCCGAAGUCAGCCACACAGCUCUAAGACCUAAAGCUGGAUGAGAGAUGCAGGUGGUGAUUCCGAAGCCAUUAAUGGGACAGGAGGUGGACUUGUGGGUAAGUACAGAGUUCAGGAUUAUUUCUGGACCAGAUGUCGGGACAUGGAUGCACCUGGCUGGACGCCAACCCUCCUGGCCAAGCACGUGGAGGGUCUAUGGUCUGGCAGGCUGCCGCGAGAGACCUGGGACUGUGGAGGCUGGAGUCACAAGAAAUGUGUACUCCAAGGCCAUGCUUGGGCAAAUGCAUGCUCUCUGCAAAAUGGGUCAGUUCUGCAAAAAUGCACGGGCCGGUAUAUUCUACCGGCAUCUAGUGCCUGGGAUUUGGAGUUCUCAGUGUCGAGGGAUUGGCUCUUUUCCCUUGUUGAUUAGUUGUUGUGGGGUGAUUCCAACUCUCUGCUUCCCAGGUCGAUAGAGUGGGAGAGAACCAGCCAUGAGUCAGGCAACCUAGCAUUGAGCCUGGCUCUACUGUGUCCCUGCUGCUGACUGAACAAGUGACCCCACCUACCUGCGCCUCAGUUUUUUUGCCUCUGUAAAAUGGGGGCAAUACCUACCUCAGACAAUCCUUGUGAGAUUGGUAGGGCUUAGCUCCCAAUAGUUGAUGAAUGAAUGGCAAUACCCCUUCUGCCCCCUUCAGUCCAUUCACUGUGGCUGAUGUAUGGGUUAUUCUGCCCUAGCUUGGGUUUUGCCAAACGACUUUAAUAAAUGAUUUGAAGGACCAUAAACAAAUAGUUUAAAAAUCCCUUUCAAAAAGAAGAGGGAUUGCUUUUAAAUGAUCAAGAGAUAUUUACUGAGCACACUGUGCCUGGAAUAAAAACUAAGAGACCCUUCUGGAGGCUGAAAUUACUGACUUGAUUGAGAUCUUUGAAUCAUGUGUAGAUUUCAGUUACCCUUGCAUUUCCUGACACUGGAGACUAUGGCUAAUUGAGAAUUCAUCACAGAUGAAAAAAAAAUUUUUUUUUGCUAGUUCUGGAUCUAGUGCUACAGAGGAAAACAAAUAUAGUCUAUCAGUUGUCUGUGUUCCCAGAAAUGAGGAACUCAUGAGUCACUGAGCUCAUACAUCUAGUGCCUUCGCAGAGACUCUGAAUUCUGUGCACAAAGACAACACCAGAUCAGCUUCGGAGCCCUGCUUCUUUUGAGAAACUCCUUUUCAGACACACUUUUCACCUACACCAUCCACAGUUACCAUAUUAAGGAAAUGAAUACAUGAACCCUAUCAAACGUUUUAUUUUAUCAUAUUUGUGAAGGCCAGAUGCAAAGACCUGAGUUAAUCAUACAUUUAGUCCCUGACAACUUCUGUCACCAUCAGCCUACACGGGUCCUUCUUCUGUUUUAUUCUACAAGUAUGUACCUAGAGCCAAACUCUGUGCCUAACAAACCACACCAAAAUUCAGCGCUCUAAGACCACUAUUUCAUUGCAUUUCACCAUUCCAUGGGUUGGCUAGGGCUCAGCCAGGCGGUCUGUGGGCGGCGCCCCUUCUGGUUGCACUUGGAUGUCUCAGUCAGAUGGUCCAGGUGCUCCUUCCAUGUGUGGCCUUGCCUCUUCACCUGGCAUCUCAACUUCAAAGGCCCCUCUCUUUCCAUGGCAGCUCAGGGCUCUAAGAGGGAAGAAGCUUCUGUCCUGCAUAAGGGCUGGGCUUGGAAGUCCUGGAGCUGUCCCCUCCCUUGAAUUCUACUGGUCAAAGCAGUGACAAGCCCUGCCUGCUGACAGGAGGGGCAGAAUCAUUUGGGGCUGUCUUUGCAUCUUUGCAGAUCCGCUACCAGACCCUUAGAACAGAUGCAGAAGCUUAACCUGGGAAUUUAGUUACUUGCUCAAGGUAACAGAGCUAGUAAGAGGCAGAUCUGGGAUUCAGACCCAGACUCUGGAGUCCAUGCUGCCAACCACUAUGCCUUGAUGCCUCUCAGCUUCUAUUUUAUGGUGGUUUCCCUUUCAUUCCUGGUCUCCACUCUCAUCUCUUCCCUUCCUUAGGCAUCCAGUCAACAGAAUAUGCAUAGA